UGACGCGUAGACAAAGCCUCGUCAGUGUGGUUGGCAUCGAGCAGAGAAAUUAUCUGUAACUUUAUAACUUUCACAAUUUCUAAUAAACUACACAUUGUCGGAAUAUCCGUAACUUAAUAUCGUUUAAUUUAGUAAAGUUUGAGGUCAGAUAUGGAAGCUAACAGAGGCUAAAGCAGCAGCAACAACAACAACAGUAACAGCAGCUGUGAUGGCAGCAGAGGAUGAAAUCAGCCUGCUGGUCAUCGUCGUGGAUGUAAAUCCGAUAUGGUGGGGGCAGCAAGCUCAACGUGAGCCAGAGUUCACCCUGUCCAAGUGUCUGGAUGCGGUCAUGGUGUUAGGGAACUCCCACACGGCCAUGACCAGGACCAACAAGCUGGCUGUCAUCGCUAGCCACUGUCAAGACAGUCACUUCCUGUAUCCCAGUAAGAACUGGAGAGGCGGGGACAACGUUGGAGAUGAUGCAUGUUCUAGCGGGGAUGGAAAAUAUGAACUCCUGUCGGUCGCUAAUAAUCUCAUUGCUGAAGAGAUCAGGAAUGUCAUGUCAAAAACUGAAGUGCGGGGAAAUUCAACUGAUACCUUGUUGGCUGGAUCUCUUGCCAAAGCUCUCUGCUAUAUUAACAGGGUCUCUAAAGAGCUGGAAGUUGGACAGGAUUUAAAAUCAAGAAUACUGGUGAUAAAAGCAGCCGAGGACUGUGCCCUCCAGUACAUGAACUUCAUGAAUGUCAUUUUCGCUGCCCAGAAACAGAACAUCCUGAUAGAUGCCUGUGUGUUGGACUCAGACUCAGGUCUCCUUCAGCAGGCUUGCGAUAUAACUGGAGGACUGUACCUCAAGAUACCACAUAAACUUGCCCUGGCACAAUACCUUCUGUGGGUGUUCCUGCCUGACUCUGAGCAACGUUCACAGCUGGUGCUGCCACCGCCUGCACAUGUAGACUACAGAGCUGCAUGCUUCUGCCAUCGUAACCUCAUUGAGAUUGGUUACGUGUGCUCAGUUUGUCUGUCAAUAUUCUGCAACUUCAGCCCCAUCUGUACAACAUGCGAGACUGCCUUCAAAAUCCAACUACCACAGAUGGUCAAGCCCAAAAAGAAGAAACUCAAGCAAGCUACAUGAUUUUUGCUGUGGUUGCACCAAUGUAGCUAAUUUUCCCUUUGUGAUAUUCAUAUUAUACUAUUUUUGUUUGGCAUAGAUUUGUAACAAGCUUCAGUGACAUCCUAGAAAUGCCAUUGAGGCACCAGGGCCAUAUGAACAUGAGUAAUUAUUUUCCUGAAAAAAUUGGACAAUAUAUGAAAAUGUGUAACAUGCAUUAAAACAUUUGAAAGAAA
This is a messenger RNA of Larimichthys crocea (large yellow croaker), 1323 nucleotides long. RefSeq names its product general transcription factor IIH, polypeptide 3 (gene gtf2h3). Gene Ontology annotation, cellular component: transcription factor TFIIH holo complex; transcription factor TFIIH core complex. Gene Ontology annotation, biological process: nucleotide-excision repair; regulation of DNA-templated transcription. The record is from RefSeq and is a predicted model, not a curated record. The coding region runs from base 209 to 1111 and encodes 300 amino acids. NCBI's taxonomy places the organism in Eukaryota, Metazoa, Chordata, Actinopteri, Sciaenidae. The transcript is spliced from 13 exons.